Molecule: messenger RNA, 1333 nt
Organism: Megalobrama amblycephala (Wuchang bream)
Lineage: Eukaryota; Metazoa; Chordata; Actinopteri; Cypriniformes; Xenocyprididae
Product: claudin-34-like
Exons: 1
Coding region: 1-726 (241 amino acids)
Biological process (GO): cell adhesion; bicellular tight junction assembly
Cellular component (GO): bicellular tight junction; plasma membrane
Molecular function (GO): structural molecule activity
Source: RefSeq, a predicted model, not a curated record
AUGCCUUACCUCGUCCACACGGCUCACGCCCAGUUCGUGGCUCUCUGGCUCGGGGCGGUCGGCUGGAUCCUCAUCAUAGUGACCGUCGGGCUGGUGGAGUGGCGGGUUUGGGAAGUGUCUGACCUGUCUGUCAUCACCUCCGGUCUGGCUUGGGUGGGUAUUUGGAGAGUGUGUUUUUAUAGUCACGUUCUGAUCUUAUCCAACAAUCAGAUCAUGUUCUGUCAGAGGAUUCAUUUGUCGGAGUCGUUCACGCCACCGGAAAUCGCCACGGCACAGGUGCUCAUGCUAGUGGCGCUGAUUCUGGGGCUCAUGGGAAACGCCAGCGUUGUUUACGGCCUCAGGAACGUUUACUUCGGACUGAACACGUUUAAAGCCAUCAGACUGGCGUUUUACGCCGGCGGGGUUUUGUUCAUCCUCACCGCGGCUGCUGCGCUCGUUCCCGUGUGCUGGAACCUCCAUUCGGUCGUGAACAAUCAGACUAUAACAUUCCCAGCUGCGUUUCUCAUGCCUCCCGCUCCUGCAAACCAGUCUGUUGGACCUGGUAUCAUCGUGGGGAUUUUUGCAUCCGUCCUGUUGGUCAGUAGCGGGGUGGUCUUUCUGUCCUACAGGGUCCCGGUCAUGCUGGAGCCCAAAGUGAGGCCCUCAUGGCCCGGAGAAGGAUGCUCGGGAACCCGUGUGAACCCCCAGGGAAUUGACAAUCCAGCUUUCCAAACACAUCCAUUCUGAAAUCCAGUUUUUAGGAUGGAUGUGAAUGUGUGAUGACCAUCAGUAGCUAAUUAUGAUGCUGUAACUUUUACUGUACAAACACUGCCAGACCCAGGAGACCCUCAUAAUCAAAUAAUACUAAUAAUGUGCAAACUAUAUUUUCCAGAAAAUAAGUCAGCAAUGUAGCAAAUUUACAUCCUUAAAAGGAAAAACACACACAUUUUAUUAUUAUCUACUUUUGUAAAAUACUGGUAGGCCUAAAUAAAAUGAAACAUUUACAGACAUUAAACACUAAAAACUUAUUUUAUUUCCCCUCAUUCCACAACAAAUUCUCAGGAACAGAUCAGGAAUGAAAAAUAUAAGUAGGCCUAUAAUGGCAUUCAUUAUAAACAACAUUUCUUAUAAACGCCACGAAUACAAAGUCACUUUGGAAUAUAAGUCGCACGUUUCAAAUAAGAAAAAAAACAGGACUUAUAUUAUGGAAAAUGGUAUCUGUUUACAUACUUUCUGCAUUGAAUUUUGCCAUUGUUUUUGUGCUUUUAUCUCGGGGUUUUUGUAUAAUGUAUUUGAAUUGUUUAAACGGUCUGUCAUUGAGAUGUGUAUUAUUAAAAGACUUUAUGGCAGAUAA